AUGCUGGUGACGUCACUCGUAAGGGAAUGAAUGAAGCGUCAUCUUUCAGGAUCAGCUUCUGCAGCGCGAGGCCUCACUGCACGCGCAAACACAACAUUACAUAGGACUAACUACAUUUAUUAACCUCCAAAUCAUAACAUAUAAACGCAAGACAAUGUGGAGCGCCGGAGCGGUGAGUUUUGUGCUAAUCGCGUGUUUCUCCUGCGCGUCGGUGAGCGCGGACGGGCUGGUGAACGAGGACGUGAAGCGCACGCUGGAUCUGAGCACUCACCUCGCGAAGAUAACAGCGGAGAUUCAGCUCGCGAAUCACGGAUCCUCGCGAGUGCACAGUUUCACGCUCGCGCUGGAGGCCGAGCUCGCGCCGCAUCUGGCCUUCAUCGGUGCUUCUGUAAAGGGGGAGGAAGAUGAAGAUGAAAGCCUAGAGCUGAAAGAGAAAACUAUCCAUGGACAGAGUGGCAAAUUCUUCGAGGCACAGUUACCAUCUUCUCUGGCGCCGGGUGCUAAACUGCGGGUUAAGGUUGAGACGGUGUUCAGUCACGUGCUGAAGCCUUUCCCCACCCAGAUCACCCAGGCCGAGCGACAGCUGGUGGUCUUCCAGGGGAACCACUACCUGUACUCCCCGUACCCCACCCGCUCCCAGACCACCCGUGUUCGCCUGGCCUCCAAAACCGUGGAGAGCUAUACCAAACUGGGCAACCCCAGCAAGAGCGACGAGGUCAUUGAGUAUGGACCAUUCAAAGAUGUACCUCCCUUCAGCCAGGAUGCCAUGAAGAUCCACUAUGAGAACAACACACCCUUCCUUACCAUCAGCAGCAUCACUCGAACCAUCGAGGUCUCUCACUGGGGCAACAUCGCCGUUGAGGAAACCAUCGAUCUGAGACACACUGGUGCCUACCUGAAGGGGCCUUUUUCCCGCUAUGACUACCAGAGACAGUCUGAUAGUGGCAUUUCCUCAGUCAAAUCUUUUAAGACCAUCCUCCCAGCCUCUGCUCAGGAUGUGUACUACCGCGAUGAGAUCGGGAACAUCUCCACCUCUCACCUCCAAGUUCUAGAUGAUUCCGUAGAGGUUGAAAUCCGUCCCCGUUUCCCAUUGUUCGGUGGCUGGAAAACACAUUACUACAUUGGUUAUAAUCUUCCCAGCUAUGAAUAUCUCUAUAAUCUGGGAGAUCAGUAUGCCCUGAAGAUGCGUCUGGUCGAUCAUGUCUAUGAUGAUCAGGUUAUUGACCAGCUAACUGUGAAACUGAUCCUUCCUGAAGGAGCCAGAAAUAUCCACAUGGACACUCCCUACCCCAUCACCCGCAGUCAGGACGAGCUCCAUUACACUUACCUGGACACCUUUGGCAGACCUGUGCUGGUGGCCACCAAGAAUAAUCUGGUUGAGCAGCACAUUCAGGACGUUGUGGUUCACUACAACUUCAAUAAGAUCCUGAUGCUGCAGGAGCCAUUGUUAGUGGUGGGAGCGUUCUACAUCCUCUUUUUCACUGUCAUCAUCUACGUGCGCCUCGACUUCUCCAUCACCAAGGAUCCAGCAGCAGAGGUGCGUAUGAAGGUGGCCUCCAUCACCGAGCAGGUCUUGACUCUGGUCAACAAGCGUCUAGGUCUGUACCGCCACAUGGAUGAAGUUGUGAACCGCUAUAAGCAAUCCCGGGAUACCGGAGCACUGAACAGCGGCCGCAAGACCCUGGAGGCCGAACACCGAACCCUCACCAGUGACAUCACUGCUUUACAAGCCCGUCUCAAAGCAGAGGGCUCCGAUCUGGCUGAAAAAGUUGGUGAGAUACAGAAGCUGGACGGCCAGCUGAAGGAUCUAGUGUGCCGAUCCUGUCAGGAAGCCGAGCGGCUGGUGGCCGGAAAGGUGAAGAAGGAUGCCUACAUCGACUCGGAUAAAAACCUGGCAGGCAAGAGGCAAGAGCUGGUCAGCCGCAUCGACAGCCUCCUGGACGCCUUGUAAAUCAAACAUCAGAUGUCCAUUCUUCAGCCGGGCCAUGAAACAGCCACCGCCCUCGAAACAGUCACACGGACUGGCAGACCAACAGUGUACACUCAUACAAUAUGCAUCAUUCUGUGAACAUCAUGUUGGUGCCUUUGUAGGAUGUGCAUGUUGUUUUGUGUUGCUGAAUAUGUGUGUGUGAUUGUGGAAGAGGGUUCCGUGUGUGUGUUCUUGGAUGCAGAAUUUUUUUUUUGUUGCUGAAUGUCAGAUGCAGUCUUCAUUAUCACAGUCCACCAACCUGCUUACUUUUCAGAGUUUUUGGAAUCGGGUUUGAAUUUAAAUUCAAUUAGUUCCACAACCCCUCAUAGUAAUCUCACCUGAAAAACGCUGCACUUACUGUUUCCAAAAAAAAAAAAAAAAAAAAAAAAAGAGAGAGAAUGAUCUACCCUCAUCCUAAAACACAAGUAUGGAACAUCAGGUGCUGAAAUCGUUGACAUUGAUAUCAUGUUUGCAAAUUUUCUAUUGGGUUUUUAUUUCUCACAUUUUUGUAUCAUUUUGAUUUUUUUUUUUUUGUAAGUGAUGUACUUCAGUUCCACAGUGAAUGACAUGAAUGAGAUUGAUUUUUGAAUUUGCUGGUGAAAUAUUUUCAGUCCGUAAAUAAACAAGGGGUUUAAAACCGGA
Messenger RNA from Megalobrama amblycephala (Wuchang bream), 2611 nucleotides. RefSeq names its product ribophorin I (gene rpn1). Lineage: Eukaryota; Metazoa; Chordata; Actinopteri; Cypriniformes; Xenocyprididae. Gene Ontology annotation, cellular component: membrane; oligosaccharyltransferase complex. The record is from RefSeq and is a predicted model, not a curated record.